CCGGAACCACAGUUAAGGAGCGGCUGUUCCGCACGGGCUGCAUUCCUUUGGGCUCCAUUCCCACGCAUUUGGUGCGGCAGGCAAAGCGUCCCCCAGCUGCCGGGCUGAGAGGCUCUGUCGUCGAGCAUGGGGGCCGAGGCGAUGGUGCGGACUCUGCUCUACACUGUCAACUCCCUGCUGCAGCAGCGCAGAUACCAGGCCGCCCUGGCGGUACUCAAGGGCUUCCGGAACGGCGCAGUUUAUGGAGCAAAAAUCCGUGCCCCCCAUGCAUUGGUAAUGACAUUUCUCUUCAGGAAUGGAAGUUUACAGGAGAAAUUGAAAGCCAUUUUUUGGGCCACCUAUACUCAUUCAAGAAACUUGGCAUACUUUGUAUUCACAUACAAGGGCCUGAUGGCCUUACAGUUGCGGAUGCAGGGGAAAAAGAUUCCAGUUCACUCCUUUCUUGCAGCCUGUGUUGGGGGCUGGUUAGUGUUUGGGGAAAACAAUAAUAUUAACAGUCAGAUAAACAUGUACCUGUUGUCUCGCAUCCUGUUUGGCUUGUCUCGGUUGGCAGUGGAGAAAGGUUACAUCCCAGAGCCAAAACGUGACCCCUUCCCACUCUUUGGUGCCCUGGUUUGGGGGAUUGUUCUCUGGCUCUUUGAGUAUCACCGACACACUCUACAACCGUCAUUGCAAUCCUCCAUGACCUACCUGUAUGAUGACAGUAAUGUCUGGCAUGAUGUUUCUGACUUUCUUGUGUAUAACAAAAGACCUGCUGUGAAAUAGUCUUGAAAGAUUUUUGCACAAUGGCGCAUUCCAGUAGCAGUGCUUAUAGGUUUUUUAAAUCUGUACACACUUCUGAAAGUUUACUAUGGUUAGCAUUGAAUGUGAACCUCUACUUGAGCCUGGCCAUAGCGUUUUGUGUAAGCUGCUGGUUUCUGUUGGUUAGAGCUUGAAAGGAGGUCAUUGCAAAUGACAUGUUUUAGUGAAGUGUUUCUUUGUUUUGCAAGAGAUCUCAUUUUCUUUUCUAAAAUAAGAUUGUAGUAUUUUUUAUGGAUGGCAAAACAAGUUCUUCAGUGCACUAGGCCAAAAUCCAAAACCUCCUUUCAUUUUCUGAAGUAAUAACUAUGGAACUACUUAGAAGAUGGAAAAACAAACUAUUAACAGUUUCUCUGAAAACUUGAAAAAAUAUUAAAUCUUAGCUAAUAUUAUGUUGAAAUGCCAGUUGAUGAAACUAACUCUCUGGUUACUUAUAUACUAAACCCUUUAUUCCUUCCUCAAUUAGCAAUAGAAAAAAAUAAGACAGUUCUCUCUAUGAUAGAUCGUACUAUAUAAAGCUCAAGUUUUGGAUUUUUGUGUAUAAACAUGGCACUUGGAAACUUACAAUUUAUCUUCUUUGCAUAUUUUCUAUUAUCUUUUAAUUAUACAUAGCAAUCUCUAAAGGUACAUUUUAAAAAAUAGCUUAAUUUCUUUUAAAAGAUAAGCUACAGAGGUUGGAGUUGCUAAUGAUAGAUACAUCCAGCACUAUGGUAGGUUUUUAAAGGUAUAAUCAACAUGGUAUAGAAAAGCCAGGGAUUUAUUGGUUAUAUGCACAUGAUUAAUUUUCAGGUACCUUCCUCAAGGUUUAAAAGUCUGAAAGGACUAUAGGGGUGGUGGCAAAUGAAUUAUCUAUUUUGUUGUGAUGUUCUUCAUUAUUUGGUGUGUGUGGGUAUUAAUGCCAGAAUAGUUUUAUUUACUGUAGCUGUCACCUGACAAUAAUAUACAGUUACAACUGUUCGUAAUUUUGGAAAAUUAUACGGUGGUGCUGGUACAUCUUUGAUCAAAAUACAGUUAAUUAGCAAUCUGCUGUCCUAGAAGCAAAUGUUCUAAGUGGAUCAUUAGGCUGGUUCUGUCAUCAUACUGCCUUUAUCAGAAUGUUUAUAUGUAGAGAAAGUUAGCAAAUGAUUAAGAAUUACCCAUAUUAUUAGUCCAAUAAGUGAAAGCAUAGUCCCAUUGCUUGGUUUGGCUAGAGCAGGUUUUCUUGCUUGUGGGAACAGGAUAAUGUGGGGAGAAAAGUACUGUGCUGCUUUGUUUUUUAGGACAGUAUGAAAGGUAGCUUGAGGAAGGAAGGGAGGGAGGAUUUUGAAAACAUUUACUCCCAUAGAAAAUUCAAAGCUUCCCAAAUAUUACUCCCAGUCUUUAUUAGGACCUCAUAUAUACUAAAUUUGAAAUGGCCCACUGUAUAAGGUACACUGUCUGACUGCAAUUCUUAUUUCAAUUUAGAGUAGUCAACAUGAGCUCAGUAGGUCUGCUGUGGAGAAAGUGUAUCCAAAAUACAGGUAUUGGUUAUGGUCCCCUUUAAAUGAGUGUAAAUGCACAUUUGUAUGUGUUGUUUUCACUGAAUUUCUACUUGUCUUUACAUGCUAAUCUUUUGGUUUGCUUUCUAAAAAAUCUCUGAGGGCCAAUAGUUUUUCUUAAUAUUACAAGAACAUCCUACUGUUGAAUACAGUAUUUGUAAUAUUUUUGCACUCUCAGCCUUCACCUGCCCUGCCGUCUGCUUGUUUGAUGUCCAUUUAUCAUCACAUAUCCUUGAGCAUCAGUCCUCAAUAGAUUAUUUGUGAAUUACUGUUUCCUAAUCAGCUGCAUUUUUACCAUCACGUAAAAUCUUUUGCAAACCACUAUAUUACUAAACUCACUUAUACAUAUAAAAGUCCAAAUUCUUCAACAUUGUCUGUCUCCAUUUGCUUUCACUGAACUCUCCCAGCCCUUUCCGAAACACAUUUUGUUUCCUCCAUCUAACAGCCCUAUUUUCUAUUGCCCACAUCCCAACAAUUGCUGAUAAUUGUUUCUGGCUAGAAACAUCGCAUGCUCUUAACAGUGCCUGCAAUAUAUUUCCUUAAUUUCCAUAUAUUUCCUGCCCUCAGUCCCCAGAAUAGUAAUACAGUACCAAGCUUUUUCUACCAAACUGUGUGAGACUCUAACUGUCUGCAAUUCACAGAGCACAAAACUGCCAUAAAACAAAUCAAACUGUGAACCCAACACAGCAGCACCCUUUACAUAUCUGUCUGUGGCAAUUAACUGUGCUUUUUACAGAUUGCUCUCCUGCUGUGUAAGGCUAGAAUGCUAUGGCUACAAAGUCAGUCAAUUUCCCAGGGAGGUAGCUGGAAUAAUCUUCAACAGCAUUUAACAUCCACCACUGUUCCUUUCGCCCAGGAGACGAGGUUGAAUCCCUUCUGCCACUAAUGUGGCUGAACAAUGCCAGUGUGUGCUGAGGAAGUGAACUAGAAGUAAUGGGUCUGUCUGAAGACCUUUGGAUAUAUAGGUUCUGUUCCUCACUCUUCCAGAUUGUAUUGUUUGGCAAGCUAAGUGUCCUGUUUGGUUUUCAUGCUAAUAAGAAAGAAACACAAACAGAAAUAAGGAGACGGUUUGACAACCCACCUCCCAAGCAGCUCAUCACAGCAAAAUUAAGUAAGGUCCAACUAUCCCCACUUGGAAGAUCAAAACAGACAUGCAUAUAAACUACAACGGUGGCUUCUCAUUGAGGGCCCAUCUCUUUUGUGUUUUGUUCAAUAUGGGAGCUUGGUUCCCAAUGCUGGGGACCUGUCCAUCCCUAUCUGUUUUGCUGAUCUUCUGCAGUGCUUGAAUAGUAGUGAUACCACAAAGAGCUGAAAUAGUCCUAGAAUAUAACUAUAUGCAGAGGUUUUGGAGUAAAGCAGGGAAUCCAAGGUGAGAAGAAUAAAACUGAAUGGCUGCAUCAGUUGAAUUGCUUAGGGAAAUAUGGCAUUGAGCCCAAAAGAGCAAAACAUUAGAACCCCUUUAUGUUCUUGUACCUAUUUUAAAGAAUCUGGAGUAUGACCAUGUGAGAGUUGAAAAUUUUGGGUUUUUGUGCAAACAGGGACUGGAAUAUUACAAGAUGGUCCAUAGUAAGGCACAUUUUCACUUCUCAGCACAACAUUUUUUAUGAAGGCUGUUUAGAAUAAGCUUCUUGGUUGGCAGACAAAUGAAAUGUUAUAUAUAAGAUUAGGUAAUUAAAUAGGACAAACAAUCUGUUAAAAGUGCCAAGAGUCUGUAAGUGCCUAUUAAUCUAUUCAUAUCCCAGUGGGAAACUACUUCUUUCUUUAUACCUUGUUGCUUUUUCACUAAAUCAACCACUGUAUAUGAUAAUAUACUUAUACUGAACUAUACCUACUGAAAUUUUACAGGGAUGAAGAAUGAAAUGUGUACAUAUGCAGUUGUAUGACAUUUAUAUGUUUCUCUUCCCAAGUAUAUGGGCAUUAGAAAUCUACCAAUUACAUCUCUCUGACAUAUAUCUUAUUUUAAAAUAAAUGUGUUAUGUUCUGUUUCUCCUGAAUUCCUGCAGAAAAGGUGUCAUAUGUGAUAUUUCAAAACAUUUAAUACAAAAACCCAAGUAGAGGCAACACUGUUGUACAAUAUUAAGUUGCUAGUCAGUAAAGCCUAACCAAGAACACAGCUGGAGGAUACAUUUUACUUGAUGUUGGAAUAGCAGAAACAAAUUAUGUACUAAACAUCUUUUCAUUGUAAUUGUUAUCUUGUAGGGAAGGUCAAUAUGCAUCUUAUAGAUUCUUGUAAGAGUCCGGAGAAUUCCAGUUUUCAUUCUGGAUAGAUGUGUCUACUUCUUAUUGCUAUAAAUUUUACUGGCAUGGAAAACACUAAAGGACUGGGAACAAAAAGGUGAUUAAGAAAAUGUAAACACAUUUUUCCUUGAGUUCUUCAUUUGUAUAUCAGAAUUCAGCAAUGUUGAUUUAUGUUUUUCAUACUCAAAAAAUAAUUAUUGUAGACUAAGCAUUUUCUCCAAUUGUAACAUAUCUGUCAACUGUAAUUUGGCAUCUGCCAUAUUCAUUAAAAUGAUAUGCAAAUUAUGGAGAGUGAUUAAAUAUGCAUAUUAGCUGCAGCUGUCCAGCUGACUGUAUACUAGUGGGGUCUUUCACAAUGACCAAGUUGCCUGUCUCUAUUCUCAAUGAUUGAUAUUGCUAAUUAAACAGAUUUUAAUUAGGUACAUAUUUCUAACAAUCUUGAAAAGAAAUUAUAAGCAACUAAUAUAUUCCUACUGCCAUUUGGUAUCCCAUUUUACAAUAGAAAUUAGACAGUUGUGAUCGCCAGUUAAAGCUCGCAAGGGAUGUAGGUAUCUUGCUGCUCAGUGCCGUUGCAUAUAUUGGGAACAACUGGGCACUUAAAAGACAUUGUGAACAGAAGUGCUGAAGUUUAUUAAGAAAAAAACAUUUUAGUAGCAAUAGAAUAUAGAGUUGGAAGAGACCACAUGGGCCACCCAGUCCAACCCCUGCCAUGCAGGAAAGUAACAUUCGGUACCCUUGAUAGAUGGCCAUCCAGCCUCUAUUUAAAAACCUCCAAGGAAGGAGCUUCCAUCACACUUCAAGGCAGAGAGUUCCACUGUUGAACAGCUCUUAUGGUCAGGAAGUUCUUCCUAACAUUCCUUUAAUUUGAACCCAUUGCUCUGAGUCCAGUCUCCAGGACAGCAGAAAACAAGCCUGCUCCCUCUUCCUUAUGAUAUCUUUUCAAAUAUUUAAACAUUGCUAUCAUGUCUCCUCAACAUUUCUUCUGUCAUUUUGAAUUUUGCCAUUCAUAAAGCUGAGACAACUUAUAUACUUGUGUUAGCUAUGAAAAUAGUGGAACUUAACUCAUAUCCUGAAGCAUAAUGACAUCUCCCACAUUACAACUUUCAUGAAACAUGCACCAAUGAGCCAUGUUAUGCAUUAGUUUGUAUUGUAACUCUUCAGCUUGUUCACAACUCAGUAGUGUAUGUGAGAAGCCAUAAGAUCGACCUCAUGUGUCUAUUUACAAAGAAGGUGAAAAAAUAGGAUGUGUACACUUCAGACAUUGUAAUUCUGAUAUGUAUCUUACAAAUGCAUCUGUGAAACAGACCACAAUCUCUUCAAAAUUUCUUAGUUUGGGCCAAGCUAGAUGUAUGCAUUUUUAUAUCUUGCUUUUGGCUUUUUCUUCUCAAAGGGAGCUGUAAUGCUGAGCAAAGAGUGAUGAAAAUGCUUAACUCUUUUCUCUGCCUGUUACCUUGAUUUUCUUUUAACAACCAUGGACCCUGAAUUGCUUCCAACAAGGAAAGUAGGUAUCCCUCUUCAGUGAAUAGACAUACCUUGGGCAGCUCUGUUCUCAUUAAAACAAUACAACAAUUCCAAGUUCACCUAUUUCUUUGAACAGUGACAGAUAAAUACAAGUAAAGUGGCAUUAAAAUUGAAAAUGAGCUAAUUUUAAUAUUUUUAAAUGUUUUCAAUUUGGCUUUUAUUUUGGUUAGAUAAUCUGGUUAAUUAUAUUGUGGUCUCAGAUACAUGUUUAUAAUCAUGUUUGUAAUCACCUUGUAUCAUAAAUAAAAUACAAAUAAACACAUAAUCUAGAUUUAAGUGGACACCAGUGAGCUAGUAGAAGCAGGUUUGCCCUUCUUCUCAUCAGUUCUUCCAGCCCUCUGAAAUGCUACAUGAAGGCAUGUCAGCAGCUUCUAAGGGUUUGAAUAUUUCAGGGAAAUAGCAUAUAGGUGAAUUGGGAUACUAUCUCCUUGUUAAUUAAUGUGAUCAUUACUGUUUUAUUAUUUUUUUAGAAAUAAAGUUUUGAACAACAAAAGCAAAGGCAGUUAAGUUUUGAGGAAGCUAAACAGAAGUAUCUUACAAGGAGUGACUUGGUUUAUGGGAAUGCCACUCACACCAUUAAUUUACUACUACAAUCAUCACAAGAAGAAGGUACAUUAUAAUGUUAUGUAAGAUUAAAAUACAGAUUAAAGUUUGCAUUAAGA
Anolis carolinensis (green anole) is the source of this 6736-nucleotide messenger RNA. It is a transcript of the gene pxmp4, whose product is annotated as peroxisomal membrane protein 4. NCBI's taxonomy places the organism in Eukaryota, Metazoa, Chordata, Lepidosauria, Squamata, Anolidae. Gene Ontology annotation, cellular component: peroxisomal membrane. The record is from RefSeq and is a predicted model, not a curated record. The transcript is spliced from 4 exons. Bases 127 to 765 code for a protein of 212 amino acids.